AUGAGAACCCCACCGCUCCAAACAAUGGCACGGCCUUCAAGUUAUGACCCAAAUCGAAUUCCAGCAUCUGUUUUUGCUAGUAAACCUUCAACAAUCAUGGAUUGGAGUGUUGCAUCAAAUGAGUCGUUGUUUAGUAUUCACAUGGGGAAUAACAGUUUCUCUAGAGAUCAUGCUAUUCUAAUGGGAAAGUCUGGAGAACUGACCAAGCUUGACGAGAUGAAUUAUCCUUCCAACCGGCUUUCUGUUACUGAAGCCAAGUCCAAUGAGUUGAACAACUUCUCAUCCAGCCUGCCUCCUGUUAUUGAAGCAACAGCAGACACAGACAGAAAGAGUGUUGAUAUGUCUGAGGACUUGAGAGUAAAACACAAGACAUCUGAGGACUUAAAGAUGGAGUUGAAGGAACAUGUGGAAGUUCAUAAGAAGGAAAAGCCGUCCCCUGCUGAUCAGGCACGUGUUUCUGAUACCGCUUCCAGCAUUUCAGAUGGUAAAGGAACACCUCGUAUUUGUGCAAGUCCCCCUCGCUUUUCUCAUGAGAGUGGUAACAGUGCCAGUUCUUUUGCCUUUCCAAUGUAA
This is a messenger RNA of Ilex paraguariensis (yerba mate), 573 nucleotides long. The record is from the annotation of a GenBank genome assembly. NCBI's taxonomy places the organism in Eukaryota, Viridiplantae, Streptophyta, Magnoliopsida, Aquifoliales, Aquifoliaceae.